Messenger RNA from Cynoglossus semilaevis (tongue sole), 3124 nucleotides. RefSeq lists its product as uncharacterized. The transcript is spliced from 12 exons. NCBI's taxonomy places the organism in Eukaryota, Metazoa, Chordata, Actinopteri, Pleuronectiformes, Cynoglossidae. The coding region runs from base 516 to 1376 and encodes 286 amino acids. The record is from RefSeq and is a predicted model, not a curated record.
AUGCCUGCGUUGAUUUGGCGGUGAGAUUGGAUACCUUUGGUUGGUUGUUCGCUCCUCCGUCAGACGUCAGUGUAAACGGAAGUGAAAGACAACUGUGACGUUCGUGUUUAAAAGCGAUUCGACUGAUUUGUUUCAAAUAUUCCAACGUUUUAAUCUCGGUCUGGGAUUAAACGUUUGUUUUUAACGUUCGAGUUCUGUUGAUUCAAGGUUUGAAUCAACAGGUUUGAGUUAUUAAUGCCCCUGCCCCUCCUCUUUGCCCUCCCAUGUGAACACACUCCCAACCGUGGAAUUAAAAAAAGACAUGACUUUAUCUGAGUGAGUGAGUGAGUGUGUGUGUGUUUGGAAUCUCCUCCAUGACGCCACGCGUGUUUGAGAGGCCGCCUAUGAAGAGGAGUUAAAGGGGACAAAAGUGAAAGUGAAAAAUCUCAGAAUGUGAGCAGCGCCGCAGCGGAGCAGACAGGGCGGACGGAGUCAACAACCGAGGACGCUGGAGUCCCGAUGGUCACUGUGGCAGAAUGUCCUCAUGGAGAAUCUUCAGCUCCCUCUGUCUGUUGGUGGCGUCUAUUCCCCUCUCAAGACCCAACUGUUGGGAGUACUUCGACAUGAGAUCCUGGGGAGGGGGAAACCUGACACUGGACUUCCCGCUCGUGGAUGCAGACCGACCAAAUAACCGACUCCUCUGUACUCUGUGGAAGGCCUGUGAAACCUUUGAAACUUCAAAGAAUGUGUCUUUGGCUCAUCUUUGUUCCAUGUACUAUCACUGCUUUGACACUGAUUUUGACAAGAGCAGCUGCCAGCAGCAGACUUCUCAGAGGAUCUCGUUCUAUCACCUCAUGUGUCUCUCGGCCAACGUUCUGGCCACCUCCCCUGAAGAGGCCCCCCCUGGCUGCAGGUUUGACCCUGUGUGUGAUCUUUACUCACAAGUGACUCCGUCUGUCGUAGAUCAGACCAAAACACCACCAACAGUGUCGACAACCACACCUAAAUCAACAGAAACAACAACUGGACUGACACCACCACCACCAACAACAACAACAACAACAACCGCAGCAGUAACAGCAGCAGCAGCAGCAGCAGUGACGCCUUACAGCAGCAGCAGCAGCAGCAGCAGCAGCAGGUUACAUACAACCGCAGUCAUAUCAAAUGGCCAGAGUUUAAAAGUGGAUGGAGCGGGAGGUGGCGCCACAUUAAUCCUGUACCUUCUGCUGAUGGCCUUCGUCCUGCUCGUCCUGCUCGCCCUGCUUGCGUUCACGGCGGCUGUUUGGUUCUGCAGGAGGAUGCGGGGCCAGUCACAGGAACAGAAUGUUUCUGAGCGAGGUCCAGAGACCGUGUGCCUGGACAAGUCGGUGGAGGGUUUGGGCUGUGACCAUUUUUAGGUCCACUCUGUAGUUGGUCCAACAGAACAGAGAACUGAGGUUCAGGUGGAACAGACUCUGACCUGGACAUUUUUCUCAAAAAUGGUUUGCUCCUCAGUUUGCACCUCCCGAGGAGCUGCUGCUGUGGCAGUCCAGCACCAGGUCAAAGGUCAACGAUGGUUCGCAUCAGACUGAAGCUGAAGUCUGUGUAAACAAAGAAAAAUCCCUUCAUAUUUGUCCAUAUUUAUAGCAGACUGAAGAGUGGACGCUCACAGGCCGUGGAAACAGAUCAACAGACCAAAGGACAGACAGAGUGUUUUUUUGUUGUCGCCUCUUUCUGUGGGAACUGAGUUCAAAGGUGAAUGAGAAAAUAAUUCCAUGUGCAGUUUAAUAUAAAUGAAGGAAGGACAUUUUCACUCAUAUAGUACGUCUGCGGGGCAGUGGUGGAUUGGUGGUUAAGGAAACGGACUUGGGUCCGACCAGCUAGUAAAAGUUUGACAAGUGCAUCGUCAUCAUGAUUGGACAACCAUACGAAAGGGUAAAUUUGAUGUGAAUCCAUCUUCUACUCCGACUCCAACUAUCUGCAUGUCCUCCGUCACUGCAUCCAUAUCUCUCCUACCUGGUAGUUCCAUCUCUGGCAUCAUCUUCUACUGAUAUAUCCACUGUCCAUUCUCUGUCAUAGUGUAUAGUAAUAGUAAUAGUUUCUAGUAGUGUAAGCGUAAUCCGUGACUUUUUUUUUUUUGCAGUGUUGUGCAUGACUAACUAUACUGAAUGACUAACUAUACUGAAUGACUAACUAUACUGAAUGACUAACUAUACUGCAUGUCCGGGAACAGACCCAAGACCUGAAAAUCAAGAUGUUGUCCCAUAUCCUGAUACGUUUUUUCAAGCUAAAGUUACAUUUGGUAACUCCUGCUGUUUUGAUACAAACUAAAUUUCUUUCGGUCGAGUUAAUACGUAAUUCUCCAGUUAAAACGUAAUUCUCCAGUUAAUACGUAAUUCUCCAGGUGAGCUGCGCUUUGUUCCCGUACGCUGACUAAAGGCUUUUAUUCUGAAAUAUCGUACAGGAAGUGCUGACAUUGUUGACGCAGAGCGUCUGCAUGAAACUCUCUGACCAAGCGCGGUGAAAGCAAAAGGUAAACACAUGUUAAUGUACACGCUUUCUCUACUUGCAUGUGUGUGUGUGUGUGAGAUACAGUAAUAACACGUAGUACAGUGUGUAUCUGCAAAUAAACGACAAACAGCGAGAAUGUGUGUGUGUGUGUUAAAACUAAGCUAACGUCUUCAAACGGAAAGCAGCGUGGACAAAACUCAUUGGUCGGUUUAAUACAACGUGAUAAAGUUAAACAUGUAGUUUUUCUUCUCUUAAAUGAAGAACACUUCGCGUUUGUGUUUCAUAAAUAAAGAAUAAUUAGCCGAGUGUGAAUGCAAACUGUGUUGCUAAGCUAGCUGAGGGUUGACGGUUACCGAGGCCAACUGUCGUUAACGCCGCGGUCGUUGUUAGAACUGCUUUAUGUUUCACGGAAAUCUCUAGAAGGAAAUGCAGUAACACUGUCACAACAGAGGAGUUAGACGUUUGUGUAAUGAUAAGUAAUGUUAAGUUAAUGAGUUGCAGUUCUACCCCCUGCCACCAGAGGGCUGCAGAUAUAAUGUAUUCCCCGGAUGUGUGUAGGUUAGGGUUAGGGUUAGAAGUCAUCACGGACGAAUAAGAGUGAUGACAGCGUACCUGUAUGCAUGCUUACACCAUCGUUAAUAAACGUGUUCAGUGA